Messenger RNA from Pseudophryne corroboree (corroboree frog), 4825 nucleotides. It is a transcript of the gene HDAC7, whose product is annotated as histone deacetylase 7. The record is from RefSeq and is a predicted model, not a curated record. Gene Ontology annotation, biological process: negative regulation of transcription by RNA polymerase II. Gene Ontology annotation, molecular function: transcription factor binding; histone deacetylase activity. Lineage: Eukaryota; Metazoa; Chordata; Amphibia; Anura; Myobatrachidae. Gene Ontology annotation, cellular component: histone deacetylase complex. The coding region runs from base 652 to 3450 and encodes 932 amino acids. The transcript has 27 exons.
AACCGGCUUGUGCUGUGGCAGUUACAGUCGGGUGCUGGGACAGUUGGCAGUUGAGUGGCGGCCAUCUGAGAGAGUUGUACUGACAGGAGGAGCUGAGAGACAAGGCCUGGAGCAUGUUAGAGCUGGAGAACCUGGGAGACAGCUCCAUAGUGACGGAGCCCACCAUACUUCCAGCAGCAGUGUGAGUGACAGCGGCCAGCAGGCCCUCUGAGAGAAGUAGCUGGCUGGAGGAAGGAGCAACAUCAUUGACAGUGUCUACAGUGCAAACGUCUAGAGAGAUUUCCUCCAGAUUGGACUGCAGAGCAGAGGUGCACACAUUUCUAUCAGUGGAUGGGGAAGAGCUGGGCAAAGCCAAUUCCUUUCUCACCAUUCUGUCUCUGUGACCUCUACGACUUGUCAUGGGAAAAUUGAUUUGUCACAACACCAGCUUGUGACCUAAUGCUGAGGAGGAAACAAUUGUUAAAUAUUGCUCCGUUUCACCGGCACAAGAUAGGUUUGCCAAAGGAAACAGAAUAGAUAAAAGAAGAUAAUGAGAAACGGAAAGAUUGCAUGAAACUGCCUGAUUACAAGUACCUGCACUGUGAGCUCUAUGUGAUUGAAGAAGAUUUUAUGAAAUAAAUCUGACGUCAAUGGAGUGAAGUGCUGUGUUGCAUGGACUUGACUGUUCCAUCUAGUACAGUCCUGACACAACCAAGCCCUAUGGAGUUUCACCUAAUUCAGCGCCUUAACCAGCGGUCGGACACUGCACUCCUCAACAUGAAACCGACCCAGCAAGCGAUCUUCCCUACCAUCACUCCGCAACAGCACGUGGAGCACAAGAUUAGGUUGAACAUGGAAUGUCGAAAUGCAGCCCAUGAACGCCAAGAGCAAAGCCUGAGGCAGCUGGUCAACAAGGAUAAAAGCAAAUGCAGUGCCAAUGCCAGCCCAGCAGUCAAACAGAAACUGUUGGAGAUGAUCCGGAGCAAGCAGCAAGUAGCUCCAGACCGCAAUAGUGCCACCAAUCACAGCAGCCCAGCCAUGCCUUACAGGCCUUCCGAACUGACGGAAUCAGAACCUCAUCCACCUCCUAUGCCUACUAAUUUCAUUCCUCGAGCUGCUUCCAGCAGCUGUAACCCAUCAGAGCAUUUUCCUCUACGGAGAACAGCCUCUGAGCCAAACUUGAAGUGGCCUUGCAGACCCAAGAAAUCUGGGGAGAGGAGGAAGAACCCACUCAUGCGCAAGGAAAGCGCUCCACCUGCAGUUAGAAGAAGACCCCCAGAGACACAGGACUCGUCCCCAAGUAGUAGCAGCACUCCUGUCUCUGGUUGCAGCUCCCCAAAUGACAGUCUGCCAGCUGAAAAUGGAAGCCUGUCCUCCCUGCCCGGCGCUUCCUCAGAGGGCCUGAUUCACAGAGUACCACUCCUGACUCCCACUGUAUACAUGCCAGGCAUAGAGGGCCAUGAUGGUACGAAUUCCAUGACCGCAGCUCGUCUCCAGCCUGUCAUCAUCCUGGAGCCCUCAGGCACACGCACUCCGCUAGUUGCAGUUCAAGGCCUGGGUUCUGUGCCAUUGCAAUUCACCCACUCUCUCAUCAGCACUGAUCAUUUAUCUGCUACCGGACACCACAAAACCUUAAGCCGGACCCGUUCUGAGCCUCUCCCUCAAAACCCCAAGUCACUCCAGCAGCAACUGCUUUUUCAGCAACAGUGCGCCGGAUUCCCCGACUAUCUGAAGCGGUUAAGCAAGCGCCCACUGAAAACAAGUGAAAGGCCAAGACUAAGCCAGAUUCCAUCAGAGGAGAUGGAUGACAGUAUUCCUGUAAAUGAGAGACCUACGGAGCUGGGAGGUAACGCUUCUCGAGCCCGGUCAGAGUCCUUGCGAGGUGUACAACAAGAUGCACACAGUGCCAGCCAGCCGGCAGUCCAACAGCACUUCCUGUCACAGGCCUAUAUGUGGGAACAGAGCCACCAUCGACCACCCCAACACAUAAAAAGAACUCAGUUGGAAACUUUAAUGAUUCCUCUUAUGCCAGGACAUCGUCCCCUGUCACGAGCAAAGUCCUCCCCAGCUUCAGCUUCUCUUCCCACUCAAGAUCCUUCAUCUAAAACCAUGACUCUUGCAGUGCCAGAACAGUCUGAUAAACCACGCUUCACCACAGGAAUCGUUUAUGACUCUGUGAUGUUAAAGCACCAGUGUACCUGUGGAGAUAAUAGCAACCACCCAGAGCAUGCUGGGAGAAUCCAGAGCAUCUGGUCCCGCUUGCAGGAGAGAGGAUUACGUAACCAUUGUGAAUGUAUUCGUGGUAGGAAAGCGUCCCUGGAAGAACUGCAGUCUGUACAUACAGAGACUCAUGUUCUGCUCUAUGGCACCAAUCCGCACAACAGACUCAAACUGGACAAUCGCAAGCUGGCAGGCAUUCUAGCUCAGAGGAUGUUUGUCAUGCUGCCAUGUGGGGGACUUGGGGUGGACAGCGACACCAUCUGGAAUGAGCUACAUUCCUCAAAUGCUGCUCGCUGGGCUGCUGGCAGCGUCAUAGACCUCGCGUUUAAAGUCGUUACACGAGAAUUAAAGAAUGGAUUUGCAUUGGUGAGGCCCCCCGGACAUCACGCUGAUCCGUCUACUGCAAUGGGGUUCUGUUUCUUCAAUUCCGUGGCCAUUGCAGCCAAGCAGUUGCAACAAAGACUAGAUGUAAGGAAGAUCCUUAUUGUGGACUGGGACGUGCACCAUGGCAACGGAACACAAAGAGUAUUUUACAGAGACCCCAAUGUACUGUACAUCUCCCUCCAUCGACAUGAUGAUGGCAACUUCUUCCCUGGGAGUGGCGCUGCUGAUGAGGUUGGUGCCAACAGUGGAGAAGGCUUCAAUGUGAAUGUCGCAUGGGCAGGUGGUUUGGAUCCCCCUAUGGGUGAUGCAGAAUAUCUUGCAGCUUUCAGGACGGUGGUGAUGCCAAUUGCUCAUGAAUUCUCACCAGAUGUGGUCUUGGUUUCUGCUGGCUUUGAUGCUGCAGAAGGACACCCAGCUCCCCUUGGAGGAUACAAAGUGACAGCUAAGUGCUUUGGUCACAUGACCCGUCAGCUGAUGAGCUUGGCUGGGGGCCGUGUAGUGCUCGCUCUGGAAGGUGGCCACGACCUGACUUCUAUAUGUGACGCAUCUGAGGCCUGUGUGUCUGCUUUGCUGGGAAAUGAGCUGGGUCUGUUCCCUGAAGAGAUCCUGCGGCAGAGGCCCAAUCCCAAUGCUGUGCGGUCCUUGGAAACUGUCAUUCAAGUUCAGAGUAAAUACUGGACGUCUGUCAAACGUUUUGCCACUAAGGUUGGAUAUUCUCUACUAGAAGCCCAGAAACAUGACCGGGAUGAGGUGGAUACUGUGACCGCUCUAGCCUCUUUGUCAGUGGGCAGAAAUCAAUUGGUAACAGCUGGGAACAAUGAGCCCCAGGAAGAGCCGAUGGAGGAGGACGGACCCAUGAGUCUAUGACAAGGGAAAGUUGAUGUUCUCCAUAAUAGUGGACUGGUUUAAGCUGCUGCUCUUACUUCAUACAGUGGUGACUUUGUUCCAGACCUGUGAGUUCAUUACGAAAGCGCAUCAAGCCAUUGGCCAUCAAGUACCACUUUAGAAGUAUGAUCAAUAUGGAAUUUUGCCUGAAACUAAAAUAAAUAAAUAAAAGAAUUUCCAUUAGUUGCCUGAGCACAUAGGUUGCUACAUAAAUGUGCUGCCUUCUUAGGACUGCGGUUAUGCCCAGAGAGGAUUGCUACACUUGACCAAAGAUAUCACUCAGGUGAGAUGAUGGCUGUGAUAGAGGAAGACUGAAAUAACUACCAGUGACGCUGUCCACGUUGCCCAAGAAACACAAUACCUGUACAGAACCUGAGGAGAUGAACCCAUGACACCUUUUAUGUGGCUUCCCGCCUUGAUCUACUGGUAGUUGUGGUCCAACUUUUAACAUUACACCACCGCUUAUGCUCUGGUAGUUUACCUACCAAGCUCCGGAUUGGGUGGAGAUAAUAUAGAAUUGGUUUGCUGGAAAUGUGACAACCGUGCUUAAUGCCAAACUGAACUGUAUGAACAUGCAUCACGUUUCUGGAAGAACUGCAAUUAACAAUGGACUUCAAAAUGGCACCCUGCAAGGUGGACAUUUCUGUAUAGUAGACACUUCAUGUAGACAAUCCACUGGAGAUUCAGGAUUUUAGACAUACACAUUUAAUGCAAUGGAACAAUAGGUGCCUGGCACAGCUGGAAAAAUAGAGAAAAUGCCUUUUUGUUUUCUAGAUAUUCCUGAUGACCACUAAUCCCUACUUGGAUGAAUGGAUUUUGUGUUGUUCAUUUGCACUAUGGGUGAGACACCCUCACACACAACAAACAGGAUGAGGACAUUUAAAUAUCACAUGUCAACUUCUAACGGGCUAUGUAGAAAGAAGAUUGGAAUGGACCCUUCUGCUGUAAAAUAUAUGCUUAAUGAGACAUUGGGAACAAACUUUGCAAUAAGUCUGUUUCACAUUCCCAUAUGCAUUAGGUGGGGAGGGUUACAUGGCUUAUAUGGUGCAGAUAUUACAAUAAGUUGUAAGACCUUUUCUGUGUUGGUAAUUUCUUGUUUCUGAUUUUCCAUGUUAUAUGACAAAUUGUCUAAUUGUAGUACCACAGUACAGAUCAUUGCAAUUGUCCAAGGUAAGAUAUGAACUGUCCACAUAGAUGCACUUUUUUAGGACCCCUAUAGUGCCUUAGCCACUGAGGGUUAAGGUCUUACGGGGUUUACAUUAAGCCACUUAAUGACUCCUUACAUUUUUGAAUACAUGACCCAGAUGCUAAUUCCAGCUCAAUGAAAAUAAACCUAUUAUGUGUUUUGUAUAUUUAA